UCACACCGCGUUACGUGGGGUCCUUUCCAGCGAUGCACUUGCUCGCGUUCUCCUUUUCUGACCCAUAGGAUCGUACAUUUUGACUUGCACGCGCUGAUUUGAGUCUGUCAUCACUGCGGACACAUUGCAAUAUGCAGUGAAUCCCUGACGCGAACACUAUGGGUCCAGGUAGCCUACAUCCUAUCCGAAUAUUGCCAUCAUUGGAGAUUUUUCAGCACCAUCCCGAUAUGCGAGGUAUGUGGGAUGUAGAUAAAAGAAGCGCAUGAUGUGGCUUUCCCUCGAGGAUGUUUGCUGAUGGACAGACCUUUGAUUUUAAGACUGACAGUCUUCUGGUAAUAAAAAGAAGAACCUGGAACAUACAAUCAGUUUACCUUCUGGAUAUCAGCAAAUCUGUCAGGCCAGAGUAUGCCAUCUGCACCAACUUACAGAAUCCUACGACCCCUCCUGCUUGGUAUCUUUUUAUUAGGAUGCUUUGUGACUUUGUUUUUAAUGUACAUCAAACCGUCUACGAGCUGGUUGUCAGGCCCGGUCGAGUCAGAAACGUCCACAGCCCGAGUGAAGAGCCUCCUUUCCACCAGAAGUGAACAGAACCAGACCACCAUCCUUGUUUGGCUUUGGCCUUUCGGUGAAACGUACGACCUGAACGUCUGUAGCUCUUUGUUCAAUAUUGAUGGCUGCUUCCUCACUGCCGACCGAAACCUUUACAACAAAUCUGACGCCGUGGUCAUACAUCACAGGGACAUCACCAGCGACCUGUCCAACAUGCCACCUACAUAUCGGCCCACGUUGCAGAGAUGGAUUUGGAUGAACUUCGAAUCACCUUCGCAUUCAUCUCAGUUACCUGGAAUUGAAAACUUGUUUAAUUUGACUCUAAACUAUCGGCGGGAUGCUGAUAUAGAAGUGCCUUAUGGAUCGAUUGUCGGGGCCCAAGGAGAGGAGGACUUCGUGCCACCAAGCAAGAACAAGCUGAUUUGUUGGAUCGUCAGCAAUUGGAACCCAGACCACGUCAGAGUGAAAUACUACAAUGAACUAUACAAGCACAUCGAGGUUCAUGCAUACGGACAAGCAUUUGGGGAGUACAUUUCCGACCAGGACUAUUUCCCUACAAUUGCAAGCUGUAAAUUCUAUUUGGCAUUCGAGAACUCAAUUCACAAAGACUAUAUCACUGAGAAAUUGUACAACCCACUUUCCAUCGGCACUGUACCCGUGGUGCUUGGACCACCAAGGGAGAACUAUCAGAACUUUGUGCAGGGAAAUGCUUUCAUCCACGUUGAUGACUUCCCAUCUCCAAAGGAGCUGGCUGAUUACCUCCUGUUCCUUGAUAAAAAUGAGGAGCUUUACCUGAAGUACUUUGACUGGCGUAAACACUUUAAGGUGAAAAAGGCGUACUUCUGGGCUGAACACACGUGUCUGGCUUGCGAUUACAUUAGAAGGCACAAUGAGUACAAAUCAAUUAACAAUCUUGACAAAUGGUACUGGGGUUAAUCCACAACUGAAACACUGGACCGGCUUAAUGAAAGUUGCUUGACAAUAAGAGCUUCAUGUAACUUCAUGAGGGUUAGUCGUGAGCGCUUACAGACUUUUAUUUUUGUAAAAUGUAAAAAAAGUAGAUGUACAUUUAUUUUGUGUUUGGUUUCAUGUGUUUAUUAAUCUGGAUGCAAAUGA
Carassius auratus (goldfish) is the source of this 1665-nucleotide messenger RNA. RefSeq names its product alpha-(1,3)-fucosyltransferase 9-like. Lineage: Eukaryota; Metazoa; Chordata; Actinopteri; Cypriniformes; Cyprinidae. Bases 406 to 1485 code for a protein of 359 amino acids. Gene Ontology annotation, molecular function: alpha-(1->3)-fucosyltransferase activity. The record is from RefSeq and is a predicted model, not a curated record. Gene Ontology annotation, cellular component: membrane. The transcript has 3 exons.